Messenger RNA from Ostreococcus tauri, 1302 nucleotides. RefSeq names its product G-protein beta WD-40 repeat. The record is from RefSeq and is a predicted model, not a curated record. Lineage: Eukaryota; Viridiplantae; Chlorophyta; Mamiellophyceae; Mamiellales; Bathycoccaceae. Gene Ontology annotation, molecular function: protein binding. The transcript has 2 exons. The coding region runs from base 1 to 1302 and encodes 433 amino acids.
AUGACGGCGAUCAAUGAUGACGUCGACAUCGCCGUGUCUUUCGUCACGCGCCUGCCGGAGCGGUAUCGCGUGAGCGAGAGCGCGAUCGAGGUCCCGGGUCGCCUGACGCGAUACGGCUUGAGCGAGGUCGUGAAUCACUUGCUCGGGAACGAAAAGCCGACACCGUUUGAUUUCUUGAUCGAUGGCGCUCUGCUCAGGACGUCUUUGGCGAAGCUGGCGCUGCGCUUGGGGAAGAGCGCGGAGGCGACGCUGUGUGAGUACGUGCCGGCGCUGCAGCCGCCGAAGGCGGCGGAGUCAGCCACGUGCGAGGAGUGGAUCAGCUCGAUCGACGGUAGUUGGGCGCCGGCGAUCGUGACUGGUUCGUUCGACGGGAAAGCGUACGUGUGGUCGCCAAAGGGUAAGCUCAUGUGUGAGCUCGACGGUCACUGCGAACGAGUGUGCGCGGUGAGUCUGGCGCCGCCAGCGGGAGAUGCGGAGAACUCGUGCGUCGUGAUCUCGGCGUCUGCAGACGGCUCCGUGCGCGCGCACGAACUCACUGUGACAGGAACGAAGUGUGAUAUCGGUGAAGUGCGCGUGUUUAAGGGUCACGAAUCAACGGUCCUAGACGUUGCGAGCGCGAUUGGGACGAGACUCUUUGCCUCGAGCUCCGUCGACGGUACGGCUCGUAUUUGGAGGCUUGAGGGAGGCGAGCUUGCGACCGAAAAGCCGACGAAAAAGCGCAAGAAGCCCUCGAAAAUGACUGGUGGAGACGACGACGACGACGACGACGCAGAGAAUAACGGUCUCGGCGAAGAGCUUGUCCUCAACGGGCACACGGAUCAGGUGUGCGCGGUUUCUUGGGAGAGCUCGCGUGUGCUUUGGACGGGAUCGUACGAUCACACCAUCCGCGCGUGGGACGUCGAGACCGGCGUGGAGAAGGAGAGCAACCCCACAAAUAGUAGCGUGCACUGCCUGUCGGUAGCCCCAUCGGGGAACGUCUUCGCGUUUGGGGGGUGCGAUCGUUUCGUGAACGUUUGGGACCCACGUGAAUCAACUUCAAAGGCGUGUCUUAAACUCAAAUCUCACGAGGGUUGGGUGUCGUGCUUGCGAUGGAACCCUUCGAACGAAAAUCACAUCGUAAGCACCUCGUACGAUGGGUCCGUGAAGCUGUGGGACAUUCGUGGAAAAGUCCCGCUCCACAGCGUGACGACACACAAUGGGAAGAAUUUUGCGGUAGAUUAUCACGGAGGCGAGAGGCUGGUCAGCGGCGGUGACGAUGGAAACCUACGAUUUUGGAACGUGAGCAGUACGCUCGAUGACUAG